Molecule: messenger RNA, 4849 nt
Organism: Hyalella azteca
Lineage: Eukaryota; Metazoa; Arthropoda; Malacostraca; Amphipoda; Hyalellidae
Product: tudor domain-containing protein 7
Exons: 22
Coding region: 10-4029 (1339 amino acids)
Biological process (GO): spermatogenesis
Source: RefSeq, a predicted model, not a curated record
UUUUUUUAGAUGUCCAUUCAGAAUUGUCAAAAUUCAAAACUAACACAAAAUGAAAACCUUUCCAAUACAUUUCCUACGCUUUCAAAAGAACUGGAAGAAAAAAGACAAAACGUGCUUCAGCUCGUCAGGUCGCUGCUUAAUUCUGCUCAGGGCAACCUCACCAUCAAGGAGUUGGAGCGCGACUAUCAGCAAAUGGUGGAUGAGCCCAUCCCAUACCGACAGCUUCACCAUGCAACAUUGGCCAGUUUCCUGCAAUCUGCCCCUGAGAUGGUGCAGUUGGUGAACCGUUCCGGGGUGCUGUAUGUACAAACGGCUGCAACUGCUAGGGACCACAUACAUGCUCUUGUUUCAGGACAAAAAACAGUUUCAAAAAAGAAGAAAAGCAAAGGGUCGGCAUUGAGGCGACCUAUCCCGCGUUCCUUUCCUCGUCAAGCUCUUCUUCCACAUCCACCAACUGCUCCUAUUCAGAACCUUCCAUUUCAACAAGCAGGAGCUAGAAGAGGAGUUUACCGUGGUAACUCUAGAGGCAAAGGUUUUGGCCACCAUUUAAGGCCACAUCCUCAAUCACUGAUGGCUAAUGUUACCAUACGACCAGAAAAUGUUAACCUCAACCCACCACAUCGUGAACCAAUUCCUCAGCGACAGUUGAUUUUUCAAGGUUCUGCUUCCAUGGCAACUGUUUCUGGAAAACUACCAACACCACCACCAUCUCCAUUGCAGCUUGUUCAGCCAUUAUUGCCUCCGAGUCCACAAGCCAAGCCAAUGCCUGUCAAGUCCCCUAAACCACCCAUGCUUCCAAAGUCUCCUCCAUACCAAAAUCCAGCUCACAACUAUCAGAAGAAAGUUGAAAGCCCUACUAGCCCAAGAAUGUUGAAUGAUUCAACAUCCACGGAUUCAAUCCUGCAAGACAAGAAAAGGGCUGGUGGCAAUACCCAAGAGGAACUUGAGGUCCUUGCAAAGAAACUGGGCUACUCUAACCCUGAGUACACUCUGCUGCCAAUGAACAAGAAAUGGAUAGCUACUCUCAAGGUGAAUGGAAAAUGUUAUUCAAGCUAUCCAGAAGAGCGUGCAAACGCAGCUGAGGCAAAGUCCAUUGUUGCCCAAAAAGCCUUGGCAGAAAUUAAGCUUUUAAUGGAUCUGCCUCUCACAGGCUCUUUUGAACUCUGCCUAGAGAGAGUAAAAACGCUUUUACAAGGCGAAAUACACGGCCUCUGGUUCAGCCAUCUGUGCGAGACUUACCUCAAGAAGUUUGGAGAAAACCUUCCUCCUGAUUUCUGUGAACGGGCUAAUGAACGUGAGCAGCAGUUCGCUAAUACAGGCCUAGCUUUCACCCAACAUCAAAAGCUUUGGGUGCUCUACAAGAAAAAUGAUGCUAACCUGGAAAGAGCGGCUGCAACAAAUUCAUUGGCUCAUCACUCGCUACCCUUCCUAUCGAUGCAGCAGCAUUCACAGACUGACACACGACAACCUUCUAGUCUACCAAACAUUUCUCAACCACUGUCACCUCUACAAUCGGGACAAAAGCACCAAGCUCAGGAGUCUAGUCUGAAUCAUCAGCAGCAGCAAAAACAACAUACCAAUAGACCAUCUCUCGUUAGAGCCGUCACUAUGCCUGUGCAUCCAGCAAAAGCUGCAGUUGCCAUAUCUUCCUGUCCUCAAACUGCUUCUGAGAUUCGGAUCAAACCACACUUGAAUCUGUCAGAGCAUCAAUUAUCUCUAGAGGCUUCCCCUAAGUCCCAUAUUGAUAUGCGCUGUUCCUCAAACUCUUCAGAAAGAGUAUCUAAAGUCUCCAAUGAAAUGGCUGCUAAGACCCUAACCAAAUUGGAAACGCUCUCUCUGAAAAAGAACCUUGUUGUAAAUUCGGAUUCUGAUGUCGGAAAAUCAAGACAACUGUUUAACACAUCACCUAAAACUUCAAUUACUGCUGUCGAGGAUGAAGGAGACUCAAAUCACAGCCAUGGCAGCGAGAGCAGCACGCCUCCAGCCUUGACUAGAAGCACUCACCAUCCUCCUGUGAUGCAUUUGCCGGAUGAAGACACAUGGCAGGUUUACGUCUCCCACAUUCUCGACGACUGCAGGAUUUGUUUCCGCUUAAUCGGUGACGCUUACAACUGUGAGUACGAGGAGCUUGUUACCAAGAUGGAGCUACAUUACUUCGACAAGAUCCACUGCACAGCACCGACCAGCGUUGAGCUCGGCCAUUACUAUGUCCUGUGCCACCACGAGACGUGGUUCCGGGUUCUCGUUGUGGGGGUCACGGAAACUACAGUUUCUGCGCUGUUGGUGGACCACGGCGACACCGAAGAGGUGGCAAUAGAGAACAUUUAUGAGAUCUCGCCGGAGUUCCUUGAAUUACCGUGUCAGUGCGUGACGGCAACUCUAAGUGAGCUGGAGGGCGUGCGGUGCGCGCCUCUGACGACCGCCCUACACACUGUCGUCCUCGGCCAGACAUUCAGCGCCACUGUCGUCGCCAGAACUCCUACCGUCCAGGUUGUGCUCUACAACACUUCAUCGUCAGAGAAGGUCAACAUCAACGAACAGCUCCUGCAAAUUGUGCCUGAAAGUUUCACUAAACCCCAGCUGCCUCAGGUUGGAGGCAUUGCUGAAGCUUUCGUAACGAACGUGUGCGACGAUGGGCGCGUCUUUGUAACGGUUGAGUCCGAGACGUACAGCUUGCUGGAGCGCAUGCUCGCUGUUGCAAGAGAACGUGCUGAGGAGCUGUCAGGAGAUUCAGACGUGGACCUCACUAAACUUUACUUGGCUCGAUUCACCUAUGACCAAGAUUGGCAUCGCGUGAGAGUUUCAUCUGUAAUAAAAAAGGAGCAGACGGAUAUAGUAAGCGCUCAGUGUAUCGACUGGGGAGUGAGUGAGCUGGUCGCUUCACACCACCUAGUGCUGCUCUCGCGCGUCUCGCCUUUGCUCCACGUCCUGCCUCCUCAGGCCAUGGAGUGCACUCUGGCCAACUUGCCACCGCCUGGCUUACGCUGGACCCAGAGAGCAUCGGCUCGUCUGAAGGAGCUACAGCCCACCUCCAGCCCCGUACUCCUCAAGACUGUGAGGGUUGACCCAGUGACUGGAGUGCCAGAGGUGCUGUUGUUUAAGCGCCUCCUGCCACAGAACGAGCUCAUCUCCAUCAAUGAGACGCUAGCCAUAGACUCUCAACUCUUCUCCAACUAUGAAGAAAACAACAACGAGAGCCAAGGCAGUGAAGGAGGCAUGAACAGCAGCAGCGUGUUGGAGAGUGCUGCGUCCUCAACCUCCCUCAGCUCACUCAUGUCUGCUAGAGGUGCUGUAGGGAAGACUCAGCCCCCCACCCCCAAGAUAGCGCCACCUUGCCUACCCAGCGUGGGGGAAACUUUUGACGUGCACGUCACCUUCGCUGCCAAUCCCUCAAACUUUGCUGUGCAUUCGGUCAAGGAGUACAAUGAGCUAGAGAAACUGCGUCGUGAAAUGCAACAGCAUUACACCACACACGACGAUCAGGGCAAAGUUGGAGUAGAUGAGGUCGUUGUCGGGGGCUACUAUGCCGCUCUACACACUGAUUCCUACUGGUACAGAGUGUGCGUAAACAGCGUGAUGCGUGACUCGGAGCUGCUGUGUGGCGUCUUCGUUGACUUUGGUGACUGCUUUGUGUUACCAAGCAACUGCGUUCGAAAACUCUUACCAUCGUUUGCCAAAAUGCCAUGGCAAAGCAUCAGGGCCAGUUUGUAUGGUGUGCGUCCCAAAAGUCGAGAUUGGAUCCCAGAAGAUGCGUGCCGCUUCCGGGACUUGGUGCAGGGCAAGGAAUUUGUUUCAUUCGUCAUGGGAAUCUCGUUGGAUCGAGGCUUAACCAUCAAUGAUCCUGGCAACAUGGCCGAGACGUCUGCCAUGCCUCGGCUCAUGUUGAAGCUCGUGGACACGUCAACAUACGAUUCAACUGACGUGUACAUUGAUGAGCUGCUCAUAGCGGAGGGUUGGGGUUUGCCUACUCCAUCGGCUGGAAGUGUAGCAGGGGUUUCAACUCCACUGUCCCCACGGCCUGCAGUGUAAUUCCUAGCACGGGUUAUUUCGCCUCCUAUGUUGCCUUGAUUCAUGUGGUUUGGCUCCAUUAAAUGCUGCCAUUUGUCUGAUUUCAUCAUUCGUUUUUCUGAUAUUCAAUACCAGCGAAUUUUGUAUUAUAUUCUUUUCAUUUUCUAUAAGUAUUUUCAUCGGAAAGCUGUUGAUAUUUUUUGUGGAGCUGAACCUUUUUUAGGAAUGAUAAGCCUUGCAAUCAAUUAUUUUGCGAUGUCUCUAUUAAACUGUGCUCAUCAUCGCGCCGGCUAUAACAGAAAAAAAACACGUUUAGACACUGAAACUUCAUGCGAGCAACAACUGUGCAUAAAAUAAUCUAUGCUGCGUGAAACAAAAUAAGGCUUAGAGGUAGAUCUAUACCUACAACAGUGCUAGGUAUGGCAGCUAAAUCGUUGAGAUCCUCAGCCGGGACGUCGAAACCUGAUGCCACACGUCAUUGAGACGUGUCGACUUGAAGCAUUUUGUUUUGUUGCUUUGCUGCCAUGGUAGAUGUUUAGACAAGUCUUGCAUAAGGCUAUUUUGACCGGGAAUCGCGUUCUUGACGAGUCCAAUACGGAUCCUUUAGAAAAUCUUGACCUGUUACCUGGCCUUAAGUGCCCAAUUCGCUAUUGGUAUUGUUCAAUAAUGUAUUUUUUUUCCUUUACGUUCAGUGGAAUCGAUUUUUCGAUUUGAUCCUGUGAAAUUUUAACGGAUGGUAUGUUUCUACGAUGUGAUAUUUUUUGCGUCUUGUUUAUAGCGGAAUUUCCUGUCCUUUGUUUUAAUUUUUUGCGUGGAUAGUUUCAACGAAAUUCUCUAUCAA